Messenger RNA from Amorphotheca resinae ATCC 22711, 834 nucleotides. RefSeq lists its product as hypothetical. The transcript has 4 exons. NCBI's taxonomy places the organism in Eukaryota, Fungi, Ascomycota, Leotiomycetes, Helotiales, Amorphothecaceae. The record is from RefSeq and is a predicted model, not a curated record. Bases 159 to 809 code for a protein of 216 amino acids.
CAAAAGAACGGCAAAACAGAAAAAGGCGUCACAAAAAUGAAGUGAAAGGUCCUCAAAACUUAGUAGCGCCAAGUUUGAGUAUGCUUUACUUUGCAAUAUCCAUGCAAUAAUCUGUACCCCGUGUCCGACGCACCCCUCCAGAUUUGCAAAACCGCUCCAUGGCUACGACAUCAGAUCAUGACCAUCAAGCCCCAACGGAGGAGCCAGAGCCUGAAGGACCCCCUCCUCAAGAACCCCCUCCAGUUUAUCAAGCUGCAGAAUGCGAAACCGUUGGAGAAGCGCCUGAACUGGAAGCAACAGAGCUGGAGCAACUGAGACGCAAUUACACUCGAGCCUCGAAAUCAACAACUAUAUCCAAAAAGCCGACAACCCCUCUACAACGUUUCACCUAUGCCAUCGCAAAAUUUUGGAGACACCAAGUCAGUGUCACGGUUCCCCAUGAGUCGUGCAGAGAUCAUCUAGCUCUUGAACGGACAUUCCUUGGAUACCUCAGGACCUCUUUGGCUCUGUCAAUGCUAGGUAUCACUGUUGCACAACUCUUUCGCCUCCAACAUUCCCCGACUCCGAGUAAAACAUUUGGAUUCUACGUACUUGGAAAGCCCCUGUCAUGUGUUUGCCAAGGUGCAGCGCUAUAUACUCUGGGAAUUGGGGCUCUUAGGACUUGGAGAUCGCAGAAUGCGAUUGUCCGAGGUAAGGCUCUUUCUGGAGGCUUUGAGCUGGUUUUUCUUGCUGGCGCGAUAUUCCUCAUCCUUAUUUUAUUCCUGGGCCUCAUGAUCGCGGUCGAUAUCAAGAAGGAUAUAAGCCCCUGAUGAGAUCUGUCAAAGAUGACAGAGU